AUGGCGAUGAUGAAGCACAGCCACUUGCCAGGUGUAAGGAGAAUACUUUCAGACACUAAAGACUCUGCUGAUGUUUCUGUCCUGAUCUCUAACCUGACGGAUACUGAGGUCGAGUACAUUAGCGACUUUACCAGAUCCAUAUUUAUCUUUGUUAACCAUGUUAUUCUUGAUAUGGGUUUUUGUGUCUUUGGAAUUGUUGGCAAUUGUCUAAGUAUUACAGUAUUCUUAAAGCAAGGACUGCGCAAGUCUGUGAACUUGAGUCUGUUCGCCAUGUCCGUCUCUGACCUUAUUGGUCUGAUCUUUCAAGUCUGGCACAAUUUUUGUAUGAACCCUUACCUGGAACUGGCAGACUUACCUGUUGAUUUCUUCGAUAUCCAAAUUUUGACCGCCGGAUGUCCAAACGUUGCAAUGACCCGCAUCACAUGUUGGCUAACUAUGUACAUCACAGCGGAGAGAUGUGUUUCAGUGCUGUUUCCAUUGAAACUUGCUAGUGGUCUGACAAAUUGUAUAGUAGACUUUGGUAUAUACCAACAGAUAAUUUCAAGAAAUGAAAAACGUACUUUGGAUUCAGAUAUAAUCAAGGGUUGCUACCAUUAUUACUAA
Messenger RNA from Biomphalaria glabrata, 603 nucleotides. RefSeq lists its product as uncharacterized. The record is from RefSeq and is a predicted model, not a curated record. NCBI's taxonomy places the organism in Eukaryota, Metazoa, Mollusca, Gastropoda, Planorbidae. Bases 1 to 603 code for a protein of 200 amino acids. The transcript is spliced from 2 exons.